This is a messenger RNA of Emiliania huxleyi CCMP1516, 1155 nucleotides long. RefSeq lists its product as hypothetical. Bases 1 to 1155 code for a protein of 384 amino acids. The record is from RefSeq and is a predicted model, not a curated record. The transcript has 3 exons. Lineage: Eukaryota; Haptophyta; Isochrysidales; Noelaerhabdaceae.
AUGCCAGACCUCACGGCCGCCGAGCUCAGCAUUCCGGCCGAGCAGCACCCCGAUCCCGCAAAGCCACUGGUGAUACCCGUCGACUCAACAGUGGUAGGCUCUACUAUGCGCUUCAUUCCGUGGUCUGUGGUGGGCAAUCCGGCCCUCCUCCAGCUGCCCCCUCCUCCUCCGGGGAUGCAACCGUCGUGGGCCCAGAUUCCGCAGUGGGUCGCCAUCAGUGCGCUGCUCCCCUUCAGUGAGCCCGAGCCCGCUGUGGCCGCCCACUUUGACAGGCUCAGCGUCUUGCGGCUGGCCGUAUCGGCCGCGGCUUGGCGCCGCAUCCUCGGUGCCUUGUCCGACCUCGGCGUUUUCGGCACGGUGCACGUGGAUGAGGAUGCGUUCCGUACGGUGUGCAUCCAGGCUCUGCACUCCCGCCAAAUCCCGGUGCCCGAGCUCUAUCUGCAGUGGGGCGAUUUGGGGCACUCUGAGGCUAUCGUGCCCUUGGGACCAGCGCCAUCUGCAGAAGCGAAGGCCGUCGACUUCUUGCAGUACGCGACGGUCGGGGCUCUUUGCGACCCUACGGCCGACGUCCCGUUCGCAGCCCUGUCUGACAUGACCCGCUGCUUGGGGCCCGUCUUCACGGCGGCGGCGCGCGUUGAUCCCAUGGGGAGCGCCGUCGUGGGGGCUGCAUCGCUCGCCGCCGCCGCUGGUCACAUUACUCCACGAGCGAGCGAUGGGCAUCCCGCCCUGCUCUCUCGGCAUGUGAUCAGCAUGCUGAAGACUACCCGCUCGAGUUUCCCGGCCUGCCUGAGGACCAACUCCUUUCAGAACUACUCUGCGGAGGUUGAGACUCGCGCCGAGUAUGUGGGCGGGACCACCGUGGCGCGCGACCGAGUGGCCGAGCAGCGUUGCCCGCGCGCUAUUGCAGCCAAUAAGCGGCGAACGAGGCACGGUGCCUCUGCUGCUGUGGCAUGCCUCGCGGCUGCGACUGGCCGGCGCCUCGGCGCGUCAGCUCGGCUCGGCGUAGCGAUCGUGGCCAGCGCAACUCGCUUGGACUCAACGCUCAGCCAGGAGCUCCCGCACGCGCUGGCGCGAAGCCUCUACAACAAACUCUACAACAAAAUCGCGCUCUACAUCGCUCUACAACGGAGGCAGUUCGUCACGCAGCCGAUGUAG